Molecule: messenger RNA, 321 nt
Organism: Meloidogyne enterolobii
Lineage: Eukaryota; Metazoa; Nematoda; Chromadorea; Rhabditida; Meloidogynidae
Source: the annotation of a GenBank genome assembly
AUGAUAAAUAUUACCAGAUUUUGGUUAGUUGGGUAUGAUGAAAAUGGCUCUCCUUUGGCCGUGGAUAAAAUGAAAGAAGAUUUUUCUCAGGAGCAUGCAGACAAAACAAUAACUUUAGAAUCACAUCCACACAUUUCUGGUUUAACUUUAGCAACUAUCCAUCCAUGCAGACACGCACCUGUUAUGAAACGUUUAAUUGAACAAUUUCAAGAAAGUGGGAAAGAAUUGCUUGUUAUCGAUUAUUUGUUUGUUUUUCUGAAAUUUGUACAGGCUGUAAUUCCAACUGUUGAGUAUGACUACACUCGUUCUAUUCACUUUUGA